Molecule: messenger RNA, 4355 nt
Organism: Botrytis byssoidea
Lineage: Eukaryota; Fungi; Ascomycota; Leotiomycetes; Helotiales; Sclerotiniaceae
Exons: 4
Coding region: 2515-3465 (316 amino acids)
Source: RefSeq, a predicted model, not a curated record
UCCUCUCCUCUUCUUUUUCUUUCUCUUUUCAUCCAUCGUACGUGUAAUUCCAUUAUCAAUAUAUUCAAUCGGCAUGCAUUCCCCUUUUGUUUCGUUCCCUUUGAUCCAAUUGAUCCAUACCUUCAAUUGAUCAAUCGGUAUAGUCUGCCUAGGUACUGCGACUAUAUUGGAAGCAUACGGACAAAAUGGUAUCAGGAGAAGCAACAAUCGACACCGGGAACCUUGUCAUCAUGGAAAUACGUACAGCUCUUCAAUUACAUAUUCCCUCUUCGAGAAAACCAAUACUCAGCUUGGGUUUUGAAGCAAAGAAGUCGAAAUCAUGUCAUUUGAAUUAUAUUGCUUUUGGGAAUGGGUUACAGACCCUGGUUGUCAACAUCAAUGCCUUAAGAAAGAAAGCAAACAAAAAAAAAAAAAAAAGUGUAGGUGCGACAAUCAAAAAAGCAUGAACGGGCAAUGUCGCGAAUAACUCCAUCAAUUUCACCAAUUUGAAAGCUAAGCAGGGCUUUCAUGUCUCCAUUCAUCGUUCGAUUCGAAUGCCCCCUUGAACGAAUACACAAUCGAGUCUAUUUUUCCUUCAGCAUCUAGGUAAUGGGGACAUAGCUAUGAUCUCUCUAUUACACAUUGAAUGUCACUACAGACAGACAGACCAAACCAAAAGAAAAUAGCUACAUUGCCUAGGUAGACACGUUACAUACAAAGCCUCAAAUACGAAGUUAAGUAUAGAAAAUCUGCAAGGUGGAUCUGGAUCAUCAUUGGGAUCUUUAAAGAACCUUCUGACAUUGUUCUUCAGCCUUCUUCACUGGGGUUAAGGUUAAGGAACAGGGUCACUGUCGAUAAGGCCAGCCCAAGCCGGCCCAUCCGUUAUUCCAUUCCAGUCCAAGAAUCAAUUGAUUAUCCUAUUUGCUGAAAUGGUAGUCUUUACGACUUCAAAUCUCCGUUAUUUGCUGGCCAUAUGCCCUCAUCUCACGCGUCAUUUCAGUUUCUUAUUGCUUUUCAAUGGGAACCAUCCGAUGAAUGGAUCCAUCAGAAAAUCUCCCACGACUUAAGUAAGUACGUACAAGGGGUAGGAAUAAAGGGGAAUUCCCAGCAGUUACUCUCGGAGGUUUUAUAUUUAUAACCCUUGAAUUCUAUAUGGAUGGUAGAGGAAUAGCGUGGAUGUUAAAUGGCUAAAUGGUUAAAUGCAACCUUCAAGCAUCGAUGGGAAUCUACAAUUGGGAAUUGAGCAUUGGGAACCACUCUCGUGCCAGUGUGUGUUAGCUACCUAGGUAGGUAUCUUCGUUGCCUACCUACUCAAGGGUUAUUGAUCAGUCCCUAUGCACCCCCUACCACACCAUUCGGCCAAAGUCCUGUUGAGCCUGACAAUUCUUGCCUGUCUACUCGAGUAAGGUAAAGAAGCCAAUUUGACAAAUCAACGCAUUAUUUUGCCAUUUAAUUCAUCUCCGUUCUUCAAUCGUCAUUAUCCUAUCACGUCCUACCUCGAUACUAUUUUUAAUCCCAUAAUCCUUGAGCAUUAAAACAAAUUUUGUUAUUAUUCAUGCUUCAAACCCAGAAAGAGGUCGCAGCGCCGGUGGAACAUGGCCUUACUUCUCCACACUUCAAUAAGGACGAGGGGUUUUUUUUAAAGUUGGCUCGGGAAGUAAAGUUCAUCCAGGAGUUAAGAUGGUUGGGUGAAGUGGGCCUAAAUCCCUGUUGCCGGUUUCUUAUUCUCGCCACAAUCCAUUUCUUGUUUCAAAAGCUUCUAUACUUCUUCCAGAGCUCUAAUGCCCUGAGAACCCAACAUUCUUCCCAUGGAUGUCCACUUCCACUCUGCCUAACUUUCGAUACCAAAUCUUCUUGGCGGGUCUACUCAUCACCCCCUUCCUUGUAUGUCAACAUUGUCAAGCCUUCUUUCGAUAACCAUGCUUUGAGCGUUACAAGCAUUGGCUCGGGAUCUUCUCAUCUUGGAACCCUAAUUGGGAAGCCAGGCAUAAUCGAAUUCCCAUCUCCCCGGCAGAGGACGUUGCUAAAGUUCUGCCAACAUGCAUCAUUUGCAUUGCGCAACACGGAAGCUGUCUCGUUCGAUGCGAAUCGCUGGAACGCUUUGGUCAUUUUAAUUACUGCUACUGCCCUACGCCAUUGAUGUCUAUGCAAGCUUUACUUAAAAGAUCAGACGAUAGAUAAAUGCAGAUGCACCCCCUCUCUCUUUAAUAUUUCUCCUUCCUUUUACCAUUUCAUCAACGGCUCUAAUCUACAGUGGUUCAUUCAUUCAAUAAGUUGCCGAAAAAGUUUGGAAAACAUUUUGGUCGUUGGUAAUUCGCAUAUUACCAAGGUAUGCAUUAUUCGGCUCUCACCUAUAUAACGGCAUUAUAUAGAUAAGUUUUCGAAACGCGCACAGUCGCAUCUGCUUUGUAAACAACGGUCAACAAAACCACAACAAGCGUUCUGGAAACAUAACGCGCUGCGGCAAUACUUCAACACCUUUUAGAAUUACCCCCAGCGACCUGCGAGAGCAGUUCGCUGUGGAGGAAUCCAUGUAUGUCUGGCUAUUCACGCCACAAUCCAGGGCACGAUCCUUAUAUCGAUUAUGCUGCUCAAUCCGAAGAACAUCCAGAGCGCGUUUACGGGUCGCAUCACCCAGAGCUCCAGCAAGUUGGUGCGCAAAGUCUCGAAUCCCUUCAACUUGGAGGGCAUCAUCAACAACAACAGCAGCAACAUCACCACCACCACCAAGUAUUGCUAGAUUCACACGGUAUGGCCCACCACCAGUCUCCUCAAUAUGGAGGCGGGCAACACAUCGGGUACAUGGGUGCGCAAAUACAACAGCCAUCUAGUGUAGGGAAAAGGCCAAGAACCCAUGAUGAAUUGGACAUUGGGAUGGGAAGGGUAUCAGAAGGCCAAAUGCAUGGGCAGAUGCAAGAUAUGUCUUCACAAAUGGCUCAACAAACGAUGGGUGGUUAUGGCGGUGGACCUCAAGCUUUUCACAGUCAUGCAUUGCCUAAUCAAGGACCUCGAGGCGCGAAGAUUCCUCGUCUUGGCGAAGGACCGGAUUCAAGUAUGAUGUCGCAAGGUGCACCUAGUGUAGUUGGCACCGCUGGAAUGCCGAUGCCUGCAGAAAGACCGCGAGGUCCAAAGUUAAAGUUCACUCCCGAGGAUGAUCAGUUACUGGUAGAUUUGAAAGAGAAUAAGGCUUUGACUUGGAAGCAAAUUGCGGAGUUUUUCCCAGGGCGCUCUUCAGGGACAUUGCAGGUCCGGUAUUGCACAAAAUUGAAGGCUAAGACAACUCAAUGGACUGAUGAGACGGUUCAAAAACUUCGAACAGCGGUUCAUGACUACGAACAAGAAAAAUGGCGCAUUGUGGCACAGAAAGUUGGGACCGGGUUCACAUCUACGGCUUGCAAAGAUAAAUGGACUGAGCUGAUGAACCCCGAUGAUUCCGAAUUGCAAUCACCAGAACCUGAAAAUCUACCUGAAGAUUCAGAAUAUUAACUUCACGCGGACCAAUUUUUGUCAAGUUUCUUUUGCAUCUCACCUACCUAUAAGCACAGACAUUGCAUACACAACACUUCCUCAGCCAGCACAGCCGACUAGAUUACCGACGCGACACAGAUUUCGCAUUAUAUUUUUAUUUGUUGCACCACACACAUUUACACAUACCCAGCAUACAACAUUUCCUAUUUGAAAAUCCGAAAGCAAGAAGUUCACCAACUAAUACCGGAUGAAAGCGGCUGGAUCGCUUUUUGUCUCAUUCAUCUAUUUAUUGCUUAUUCCUGGACUAUAAUGGUCAACUACAUUCCCAUUUCCUUAUAUUUCGUUUUAGGAAGGAAGAACAAAAGGGAGGAAAGGAGGAGCACAUAUAUACAUGGAAACUUUCGAGAUUCGAAUACACCAAAAAAAUACUAUUCAUGAUGAGAAAUGGAAGGGGUGGGAGGAGGUUGUAAUUGUACAAUUGGUGGGUUGGGGUUACAUAUGGUAGACGGCUGAUGGAGUGAGAGGGGUGAGAGGGGUGAGACGAGGGAGGUAUAUCUUCUGGAUGACUGCUUAUCAUGUUGGACAUGGUCUUUUUUUAAAACUUCAUAUACCCCUUAUUUUGAUAUGAUGAUGGAUGAUGGGCCAAGGCAGGGUUUUGGAUGGAAUAAUGGAAUUUUUUUGGAAUAUACACAUACACAUUUUAGUACCAAGUUUUAUUUUCGUUUUUAUUUUUUUCUUGUUUUUGCUUUCUAUGAUGGUGAUGAUGAUGAUGAUGAUGAUGGUAAAGAGGGGUGAAGAGUACCUAUGUUUGAGAAGUGAUGGAUAAGCGGGGUUGUGUGAAAAAUAAAUGUAAGGGGGGCGUUUGGAGAUGAGAGGGGUGUGAUGGAUGAUGUGUGUUGUGUUUGUGA